Messenger RNA from Leptinotarsa decemlineata (Colorado potato beetle), 1439 nucleotides. RefSeq names its product Deoxyribose-phosphate aldolase (gene Dera). Gene Ontology annotation, molecular function: deoxyribose-phosphate aldolase activity. Lineage: Eukaryota; Metazoa; Arthropoda; Insecta; Coleoptera; Chrysomelidae. Gene Ontology annotation, cellular component: cytoplasm. The record is from RefSeq and is a predicted model, not a curated record. Gene Ontology annotation, biological process: deoxyribonucleotide catabolic process; carbohydrate catabolic process.
GGAAGAAGUAGAUAAAAAAGAAAAUUUAACCUGACUUUCGAAAAUUUAUGAAAUAGAAUUAUCUUUGACAAAGAAUUAUUUCUAUUUUGAAAUAUACAUUUAAAAUACAUUUCCUGUAAGUUACUGAAAAUAUGUCAGGAGAGCGAAAUCCGGGUUGUGAGCUGGAUUUGGGAUGGCUGAAUAGUGUUAACGUUAAUUUAACGGCUGUGAAUGAACUUGCCAAAAAAUUAAGCUCAUUUAGAGAAUUAAAAGACGAAUACCGGGCAGCGUGGAUUCUGAAAGCGAUGACUUGCAUAGACCUAACUACACUUGCAGGAGAUGAUACUCAGAGUAAUGUGUCCAGGUUAUGCUUUAAGGCAGCCAAGCCCGUAGCUGAAGAUCUUGAUGAACUAGGUUUUGAAUAUGAUGAAAAGUACCCAAUUCACACAGCAGCAGUUUGUGUAUAUCCGUCUAAAGUUGAUGAUGCUAUUCAAACUCUCAAGAAGAUGGGGAUGGCUGAUAGAAUUAAAGUAGCAUCAGUUGCAACUGGUUUUCCAAGUGGUCAGAUUCCAUUAAAAACACGAUUGGAAGAAAUUAGAUUUGCAGUUGAGAAAGGCGCCACAGAAAUAGACAUUGUGAUAGACAGAAGUUUAGUGCUGGUUAGUAAAUGGGAGCAAUUGUAUCAAGAAAUCCAAGUGAUGAAGGAGGCUUGUGGGUCUCAUGCACAUCUGAAGGCUAUUUUGGCUACAGGAGAGUUGGGAACUCUGGAUAAUGUAUACAAAGCAUCUCUUGUGGCUAUGAUGGCUGGCUCAGACUUCAUAAAAACUUCAACAGGAAAAGAGUCUGUGAACGCCACUCUUCCAUUUGGUAUUGUUAUGGCCAGAGCUAUAAGGGAAUACCAUGAAAAAAUGGGUUACAAGGUGGGAUUGAAACCUGCUGGAGGGGUUAGAAGUACUAAAGAUGCCUUGAACUGGUUAAUAUUAAUUAAAGAACUAUUGGGGAAAGAUUGGUUAAAUCCUGAAUUAUUUAGGUUUGGUGCUUCGGGUCUCUUGGGUGAUUUGGAGAGUAGUUUAUAUCAAUAUGUCACAGGAAAAUUUCCUGCAGGAUAUGAGUUUACAAUGUGAAAUUUUGGCUUUCAUUCUGAUUCAUUGUUGUCUCAAGAUUCAGAGAACAACAUUGUUGUCUCAAAAUUGGCACAAUGGUGUAGUUCAUGUUACAUUUACAAUUUACUUUUUUUUUAACACAACUCCUGUUGACAUCUUGACUAAAACAUUGACUUGAAUCAUUACUUAUUUUAGAUAUUUUGAACAUAAAUAAUUUUAUUCUAUAAAGUUACUAGGUUCCUUUAUGUUGGACCUAUUGUGUGAGAUAGUUUUUAGAAGAAAUUGCUUUUUUGUUUUAAUAUUUUACCAAUUGUUAUCUUGAUAUAGAGAAAUGUUAUGAAUAAAUUGUUUACCAUA